UCUAUGUGUGUUUUAUACAUUUUUUUUUCAUACCAUUUUUAAACAUUUGAUACUUUGUGUUUAUCAUACUUUAUUCACAGUGUUAAGCCACAACUGAUUUACCAUUUUAACUUAAUAAUUUUAAUUUUUGUUAUAAAAGAUUAGCAGCUUUGCAAAGAAGACAUACUGUACUUUUCCUUUUCACAGUCUGCCUCAAUAUUUAAAAAUAUGAUAUUGAUUUUUGUUAUAAAAGAUUAGCAGCUUUGCAAAGAAUUUAUAAAAUAUGAUAUCGAUUUUUUGAUUCUAAAAACAUGUUUAGUUACUUGAAAGGAAAUUUAUAUUUUAUGCCUUACAAUUUUUUAUUUUGAUGCAAACCUAUUGACUUAAUCGUAUAUUUUGUAUAUGUUAAAUGCCAAGAUGGUCAUGCAGAAAAUAUGAACUUUAAGUGUGUGUAUGUGAACUUAUGAACAUUACUUUCAUUUGUUUGCCCUUUGAACUCUGUAAGAGGACAGUUUGCAUUGACACUGAAGAUGAAAAGCACCAUUGUGUCUAUUGUACAACACAACCAAGCAUGUAAUGACCCGGUCAGCACUUACCGGUCUGGUUACACUGUGGUCACAAACAAUACAGCAGACGCUAAACAGCUGCUGGGAACCAUGUCUGACCUUUCAGAACUUAACAAUGUCUUCUAAACAAUGUCUGGAACUUAUGUCUUACUCUCUUUAUAUUUAUUUUUUUGUUUUGUUUGCCCUUACAGUGAGCAUUGAUGUGGAUGAAGGGAAGGACAAUGAAUUUAGCCUUUACUAUGUAGAAGUGGAGGAAAAUUCUGAGGAAGGUGAAGAGAAGCAGGCGAGACGAGAUGGCAAACGUAGGAGAGAGAGAAAUGAAGUUGGCAGGAGAAGAACUUCAGAGAAGAGAACAACUGAGGUGGGCAAUAAAAGAGCGGAGAAGAAACACGAUAAACGGCACAAAAGAGCAAGGAAUGCGGGUGAAAAACAUGGAAAAAGGCAAAGAAAAAAGAAUGAAGAUGCAGAGGAGGCUGAGGAAGAAUCCAGCAAGGAGAAAAAGAACAUUAAAAAUGAAAGAAAUAAGACAUUAAAGCUGGAUGAUGAGAAGAAAAAAGAUUUGAAGAAAAAGAAAAAGAAGCAUGUUAAAAAUGAGGAGGAUGAUGCAAAUCAUGAAAAGACAAAACAGAAAGAUUGUCACGACAUGCCCUUGAAGGAAAAGAAAAAGAAAAGAAAUAAACCAGAAACUAUCUCAGAGUCUGAGUCUAAAUCUGAGUCAGAAUCUCAAUCUGACUCUGAGUCAGAGUCAAAGGACAAUCAGGCAUUGGGAGUUUUGGGCUCUCUGACCCCAGAGGAGCUGGAAAAGUUAAAAGAAGCAGUGGACGAAAGGAAAAAGCUAAUCAUCACACUGAGAGGAAAGCCCUGGCCCAUGAGGAAAAAACUACUUAUCCUUAGGGAGUCACAGGAGUUUGUGGAGAAGUAUGAAGGGGCUCUGGGAAAGGGCAAAGGCAGGAAGCUCUAUGCCUACAAGGUCAUGAUGAUGAAGAAAUGGAUGAAGUUUCAGCGUGACUUUGAGAACUUCAAGACUGCCUGCAUCCCGUGGGAGAUGAAGAUAAAGGAAAUAGAAAGCCAUUUUGGCUCAUCAGUUGCUUCUUACUUCAUAUUUCUAAGGUGGAUGUAUGGCAUCAAUAUGAUUUUAUUUGGACUGACGUUUGGGCUGGUCAUGGUUCCAGAGGCUCUUAUGGGGAAACCGUAUGGCAGUUUACCCAGAAAGACCGUGCCCAGAGCGGAAGAGGCCGGUGCCAUGAAUUUUGCAGUCUUAUGGGAUUUUGGGGGCUAUGCUAAGUACUCUGUCCUCUUCUAUGGCUACUACAACAACCAGCGGGCCAUUGGGUGGCUCAAGUUCCGUAUGCCUCUCUCCUACUUCCUGGUGGGAGUGGGCACAGUGGCAUAUAGCUACAUGGUGGUAAUCAGGACUAUGGCCCGCAAUGCCAAUGAAGAAGGUGGCGGAGAUGACACCAGCUUUAAUUUCAGUUGGAAGACAUUUACUAGCUGGGAUUACCUCAUUGGAAAUCCUGAGACAGCAGACAACAAGUUUGCCUCCAUCACCACUAGCUUUAAGGAGACCAUUGUGGAGGAGCAAGAGAGCAGAAAAGAUGACAACAUCCACCUGACAAGAUUCCUUAGAGUGCUGGCCAACUUCCUGGUGCUCUGCUGUCUGGCAGGGAGUGGGUACUUGAUCUACUUUGUAGUACGCAGGUCUCAGAAGUUCGCUCUGGAGGGACUAGAGAACUACGGCUGGUGGGAGAGAAAUGAGGUUAACAUGGUGAUGUCUCUGUUGGGAAUGUUCUGUCCGAUGCUGUUUGAUGUAAUCAGCACUUUAGAGAACUAUCAUCCACGCAUCGCCCUCCAGUGGCAGCUGGGACGCAUAUUCGCCCUUUUCCUGGGAAACCUCUACACGUUCAUCAUCGCUCUCAUGGAUGCCAUCCAACUAAAGAGGGCAGAAGAGGAGAUUGUGAAGAAGAAUAUGACAAUCUGGCAGGCUAACCUGUACAACGGGACUGUGCCAGACAAUUCGACUGCUCUUCCGAUCACGGUGCACCCUGCUGAUGUUCCCAGAGGGCCCUGCUGGGAGACAAUGGUGGGACAGGAAUUUGUUCGUCUCAUCAUUUCUGACACAAUGACGACUUACAUCACUCUGCUUAUUGGGGAUUUCUUCCGUGCCGUACUGGUGCGAUUCCUAAACAACUGCUGGUGCUGGGAUUUGGAGUUUGGCUUUCCAUCCUACUCAGAGUUUGACGUCAGUGGGAAUGUUCUGGGGCUGAUCUUCAACCAGGGAAUGAUCUGGAUGGGGGCGUUCUAUGCUCCAUGUCUUCCAGCAUUAAAUCUUCUACGGCUUCACGUGUCCAUGUACCUGCAAUGUUGGGCGGUGAUGUGCUGUAAUGUGCCUCAGGAACGGGUCUUCAAAGCUUCAGGCUCCAAUAACUUCUACAUGGCCAUGCUGCUGGUCAUCCUGUUCCUUUCUACAUUGCCUGCUAUAUACACCAUUGUCUCCAUUCCACCCUCCUUCGACUGCGGACCCUUCAGUGGGAAAAACCGCAUGUUUGACGUGAUUCAGGAAACCUUGGAGACAGACUUCCCUGCCUGGUUCGGAAAAGUGUUCAGCUAUGUCUCGAACCCCGGACUGGUGCUGCCCUUUCUUCUGCUCUUGGUUCUUGCGAUAUAUUAUCUGCAGUCCACUUCUAAAACAUACAAAAGGGUAAACAUGGAGCUGAAAAAGAAACUUCAAACACAAAAUGAGGAAAACAAGAAAAAGAACAAACUUGCAGCCUUAAAGGCAGCCAAUGAACUGGAGCAGGCGAGGAAAGGAGGAGAACAACACAGCAACAGCGAUUUGGGAGUGAAUGAAGAAAGCAGCAGCCUAGAUGAAGCAGGGCAUCACAGACAAGCUGGGCAGAACGGUCGCUUUAUUCACCAAUCACAGAGUCAGCAUACUCAAAACUCUGGACCUCCCGUCACCUCGACCCACACAACUACCAGACCCCCUGCAUCCCGGGGCCACACAUCAUCUGGACAUCUUCCAGGAGUGGAGAGCCUGUUAACAGAGACCCACCUGACAGUCAGGUGUGUCAUCAGCUCUAGAUGCCUCGCAAGACUGAAUAGCAGGACUCAAACUCAAACCGGCAAGAUGCCCCGCAGAAAAAAUGAUAUUGCGAUAAAUGUGGAUGAUGUUGGGAUGGAAAUCGAUGCGGAAUAUGAUAGUGGAAGUGACGUGGAUUCAAAAAGAAGAGCAAGAGGCAGGAAUAAACCUAAGCCUGCAGCUCGAGGAAGGAAAGCCAAGCCAGCAGAUAGCGUGGAGGAGAGUGAAGAAGAGGAGGAGGAGGAGGCUCCACGGAAGAGAAAGGGCCGAAAGAAGAAGGAAGUAAGUGAAGACGAGAGUGAGGAAGAGCAGAAAGGAAGAAGGAAGAAAGCAGCGGGUGCGAAGAAGAGGGCUGCCAAGAAAGAUGACUCAGAAGAGGAGAGCGAAGAGGAGAAAGUAGAUAAAAGAAAAGGAGGGAAAAAAGGUGCAACUAAGAAGGAGAAAGAGGAGGAGAAUAGUAAAGAGAAGAAGGGGAAUGGCAAAGCAGGAGGAAAAGGAGGUAAAGAUAAACAGGAAGAUAAGGAUAAGAAAAAGAUCAAAGGCAAACACAGCAGCAGUUCAUCCUCGGACACCAAUUCAGAAGAUGAGUCUUUGUCUGAGGGAGAGAUGGCCCGGCUAAAAGAGGAAGUGGAGGAGAAGAAAAAGCUGAUAGCAACACUUCGGAACAAACCCUGGCGCAUGAAGAGGAGACUCAAGUGCCUGAAAGAAGCCCAGGGGUUUGUGGAAAAGUUUGAAGGGGCUUUGGGCAAAGGAAAAGGGAGGAGACUCUAUGCAUUCAAAGUCAUGAUGACUAAGAAAUUAAUCAAAUUCAAUAGAGAUUUUGAAAACUUCAAGACGGCAUGCAUUCCCUGGGAGAGUCGGAUAAAAGAAGUGGAAAGUCACUUUGGGUCAUCUGUUGCCUCCUACUUCAUUUUCCUGCGGUGGAUGUAUGGAUUAAACCUGGUUCUCUUUGGUUUUGUGUUUGGGCUUGUUGUUAUUCCAGAGGUACUGAUGGGCAUGCCUUACGGCUCCCUUCCCAGAAAAACAGUCCCAAGAGAGGAACAGGAUAGUGCCAUGGACUUCUCUGUCCUGUUUGAGUUUGGCGGUUAUUGCAAGUACUCCAUUCUGUUUUAUGGUUACUACAAUAAUCAACGAAGUAUUGGAUUCCUGCAGUUCCGGUUACCUCUGUCAUACCUUUUGGUUGGUGUUGGGAUAUUCGGCUACAGUCUUAUGGUGGUUAUCAGAACAAUGGCAAGUAAUGCCAAUGAAGGAGGAGAUGGAGCAGAGGACGGUAACUUCACCUUUUGCUGGAAGCUGUUUACUAGCUGGGAUUACCUUAUAGGAAACCCAGAGACAGCUGACAACAAAUUCGCCUCCACCACCACAAGCUUCAAGGAAUCUAUAGUGGAUGAGCAGGAAAACCUAAAGGAUGAGAACAUUCACCUCCGCCGCUUUCUACGUGUCCUAGCCAACGUUCUCAUCCUGUGCUGCUUGGGUGGGAGCGGAUUCCUCAUCUACACUGUGGUCAAAAGAUCUCAAGAAUUUGCCAAAAAGGACAGGAAUGAAUUGACAUGGCUUCAAAAAAACGAGGUUGAAAUUGUGAUGUCACUGUUGGGCUUGGUGUGUCCACCUCUGUUUGAGGUUAUAGGGGAGCUGGAAGACUAUCACCCUCGAAUCGCCCUAAAAUGGCAGCUGGCCAGAAUCUUCGCCCUCUUUCUGGGCAACCUCUACACUUUUCUGUUUGCGCUGUUUGAUGAAGUCAAUGCAAAGCUUGAAAACGAGAAACAGAUAAAAAAUGAAACCAUCUGGGCUCUUAAAGAGUACUAUGCCAACUACACCUUACAUCACAACGUCACAGAAAACAUUCCACCUCCAAACAUCUCCCCAGCUGAUGUCAUCAGGGGGCCAUGCUGGGAGACAGAAGUUGGCAUUGAGUUUGUGAAGCUCACCGUGUCCGACAUCCAGGUGACAUAUCUGACCAUUCUGAUAGGGGACUUCCUACGAGCUGUGAUUGUGAGAUUCCUCAACUAUUGCUGGUGUUGGGAUCUGGAAGCUGGCUUUCCAUCUUAUGCAGAGUUUGACAUCAGUGGUAAUGUACUUGGGCUCAUAUUCAACCAGGGAAUGAUCUGGAUGGGUGCAUUUUACGCUCCUGGGCUGGUGGGAAUAAACUUGUUGCGUCUUCUGAGCUCCAUGUAUUACCAGUGCUGGGCAGUGAUGGCCUGUAAUGUUCCCCAUGAGAGAGUGUUCAAAGCCUCGCGUUCUAAUAACUUCUACAUGGGACUGCUUCUCCUCGUCCUCUUCCUCAGUCUCAUGCCUGUGAUCUACUCCAUUAUGACCCUGCCACCGUCUUUUGACUGUGGACCCUUCAGUGGAAAAGAUAAGAUGUAUGAUGUGAUCAUGGAGACUAUAGAGAAGGACUUGCCACCAUUUAUGGCCGACAUCUUCAGUUAUGCAUCCAACCCAGGCCUCAUAAUGUCUGCAGUCUUGCUCAUGGUGUUGGCUAUUUAUUACCUGAAUGCUGUGUCCAAAGCAUAUCAGAACGCUAACUUGGAAUUAAAACGCAAAAUGCAAAUGCAAAGAGAUGAGGAGAAGAACAGGAGGAACAACAAGGACAGUACCAACCAGGUGAUGAAAGACCUGGAGGAUCUUAUGCCCAACAAGUCCCUGAUUCCCCCUCCAUCUGCUGAAGAGGCUGAGAAACCAACUGACCAGCUUAGCAAGUCACCAAAAGUGACAGGCAAACCAGGCGCUGCAGCUACCGGGAAAGGGGUACAUGUCCAGAGGGAUGUGUCUUUGGCUGCGGCAAAUCCUCGGGCACCAGUAACUCGCCCUCCAGGUCCCAGGCCACCCGGGCCUCUUCCAGGUAAUGGCCGUGGACCUCCACCAGGUCAAGGGAGGGGAAGAGGGAGAGGUGGACCACCACCACGAAGAUAGAGCUUGAAGAAUGUAUAUAGAAACACACUCCAGAGUCAUACUAAAUAUGGGUCCAAAUCAAAUUGUUAUACUAUUAAAGUGAGGAGGUUCUGUAGUUGUAAAUAUUUUUUUUUUGUGUAAAAUGUAUUUGUAUGCCAUUUAAAUAAGUGCAAUAAAAGGUUUAUUGAUAUAAAUGUCUGUGGCGGUUUAUUCAUCCAAUAAUUUCCUUUAUUAUUGCAAACAGAUCAGGAUUCUAGGAUGAAAUAAACAUGUUUUCAUGAAUAAAAUUCCCUUCUUCUGUGCCUUUAUGCUUGGAUACUUUGUUUCACAGAACAAAACACUCAAAGAUAUUUUGUAUAAAGAUAAAUUAAAUUAUUAUAUGUGCAGUGAAAAGUAUUGGGAAUCCAGUAUGUUGAAUAGCUGACCCAGAGUCCAGUCAUCUUUUUUUUUUUUUUUUUUUCAUAACAUGUGGUCCCUUAUACCAUAUAUUAAAUAAAUAAGUAUAAUAGUAGGCUUCUUUAAUUACAAGAGUUUCGUGUACUUUCACAGACAAGAAUGCAAUUUUCUAAUCAUUCUAAUCGAGUCUGCUUUCUCUUUCCUCCUCGAUUUGUAAUAAUAGGCUGUAAGCUUUUAGAUCAGAAGUGUGGGUUUUAAAACACUGCCAUCGUGUGGAAACGCGCACUGUAUUGUUUUUAAAU
Megalobrama amblycephala (Wuchang bream) is the source of this 7214-nucleotide messenger RNA. RefSeq lists its product as uncharacterized. Bases 556 to 6537 code for a protein of 1993 amino acids. Gene Ontology annotation, biological process: vestibular reflex; detection of mechanical stimulus involved in sensory perception of sound. NCBI's taxonomy places the organism in Eukaryota, Metazoa, Chordata, Actinopteri, Cypriniformes, Xenocyprididae. The record is from RefSeq and is a predicted model, not a curated record. The transcript has 39 exons. Gene Ontology annotation, molecular function: mechanosensitive monoatomic ion channel activity. Gene Ontology annotation, cellular component: plasma membrane.